AUGUCUCCUCCUCGUCGUCGAAUUCAAUCCUCCACGACGCUCCAAUCCAUCUCCAUCCGCUCGCACGCCCCACCCCUCACGCCGCGCCAACUCGACGCAAACACCCACGUCCCCAUCACUCGUUCUCGGUCCCGCUUCAUCUCUGCCGCCCCCUCCCGAAACGAAAACAUUAAACCUGCAGCUGCAUCUGUCCCUGGGUUCUCGAAGAGUCUAAGAAGCCGCGGGCCUAUCAAGGACAAAGAAAACAAUAGCAGGGAGAACCUGAAGAUGGGUGUUUAUGAGGAUAAGAAGAUGGCUGGCAAACGGAAAGCUGGAGAAGUGGACGAGGGAGAUAGGAAAGGAAAGGUCAUGAAACUUGGGGAGCAGCCAAUCAGGAGGAUGGGUCCACCACUCAAGGCAGUACCGUCCAAUGGCAACAUUGAGGUCCGGCAAACACUGCUAGCCCCACUCUCUUCUCCCAGAAGACCACAACCCAAGGUUCAAGUGUCUGCGCCUCCUACUCCAGCGAGAGAGAUAUUGAGACAGGGCCUCCUGAAGAGCAAAGCUAGCCAGGAAAGCUUGGCAGAAGAGGACAAGUCUGCCUCUCUUGUCAUUGUCCGACCCCCGACCCCGCCCAGGAAGCAUCAGCCCCUCCAAUCUGAAUCUCGGUCGGGGGAUGAAGACUCUAGCAUGGAGGAAGUCUCCAGCUUUGUGGCAAGACCCCCUACCCCUCCGCGUAUGCGAGAACGACCGACGUCCGUGUUGCUAUCUCCUUGUCCAGAUGGACAAGCGCUUUAUGCUUCGCCCAAUCGCAUGAAUGGCAGCACGACACCCCUUACGUCUCCUGGCCAGCUCACUUCCCAUACUCCUCUCCGAUCCCCCAGAGGGCCGCAGGCGCUUAUCAGCAAGCCAAUGUCACCCCGCCCCUUCUCUGCUUUCCACGCUCCAGCUACGCCCCCCAAGGCUUCCCCACAUAUGGCUGUUUCUACAACACCUGCGACUCGACCAAACGUCAAGUCGCCGCUUACUGCUCGGCGCAUCGCAGCGGCGGCGAGGAUGGCCAAAGAGACGGCAAGCUUGGAUGUAGAGAUGGCCAAGCCUUCAAAAAAGGCAGAGACUGUCCUUGCCAACACUCUGGUCCCAACUUCAUCAGAGUUGGCUGAAGAGCCAGUGACCUUGGAAGAACAAAAACCGACUGUGGUCACAGAAGAAACAACGCCCAUAGAUAUGCCUCAAGAACUGGCGCUCCAUGUCGAGAGCAAACGUCUAUCCGAAUUGCCACCAGCCAGAUCUACAUCAGGACCAUCUCAACUAUCCAAGUCAGUCUCCUCGCGUAGUCUCCAAGGGGCAGGUGCGCCUAGCCGAAUCCCCAUCGGCCGAGCUAUGCCUCCCAUCAGAGAAACGCUUGCCCCGAGCGCGGGAGCGAAGAAGCCAGCGACAAAUCUUGGCAUCGUUGGUCCAGAGAGGAGCGCCCUGGCCAGCGGCGCUUCAGCGAUGAGUCCCCUGACUGAGGUGAAACGUAAGCCAUCAUAUCCCUCCAGCUUGGGCUCUGGUCCACUAGCGUGCCCCACGGCGCGGGUUGUCUCCAACCCCAUGCUUCCUCCCCGUGACAUCCCGCAGUCCUCUCAAUCCUCUCUCAGGUCGAUCACCUCUCCUUCAAGCCGCUCCGUAUCAAACCCGGGCCCACGGCCCAGGUUGAGUUUGAGCAGUAGCAGGCGAGAAGGGUUGUCGGAUGAGACUUCCAAAUCUUUGGCAGGACUGAGUUCCGCGUUGGAAAAGUUGAAGGCAAAGAAGCAGUUGUCGAACAGUAGCUUGUCAGAGUCCACGUCUGAGCCUGCUAGGAGAACUGCGCCAUCUGUGACAGUUUCCGCCCCUACCCGACCGCACAUCUUCCAAGACCGUCCCAGUAACCUCUCCGCUUCCACUUCCACCUCUGCGACGUCUGCUGUCGCUAAACCAAGAACGUCUGUCCUUCCCAGUGACAUUUGUGUCUCUGCCGGUGCCGGCGAUACUAGUUUGGGGGAUCAGUCGAUUGCGGGAAUGUUGGCCGAAGGAGGCGCGAGGUGCUUCAAAGGAGUGGUGGCAUUUGUAGACGUGAGAACUAGUGAUGGUUCGGAUUCGACGCAAGUCUUUGCCAAUAUUCUGCGAGGUGCUGGCGCCAAGGUGCUUACCCGUCCCGGCUCGACUUGCACCCACAUCAUCUACCGCUCUGGGCGCGAAGCGACUCUCAAUUGGUACCGUCGUCAAGACGAGGAAGACCGUCCCAAACUGGUGGGUAUCAAAUGGGUGAUGGACAGUAAAAAGGCAGGGAAGAGAGUAGAAGAAGACAAGUACCUGGUUGAUCUGAGCGAUGAGACUGUGUUUGAUAAGAGGAGGAAAUCGAUGGAGCCAAAGAGCUUGGCAGAGUCAAAAGGGCUGUUGUCCACGGCCACGAAGAAGAGGACUCUUUUGUCUGCCGCUGCAGCCGACGCCAAGCAGAGAUCUAAGGCUUCUUAUGCUCCGAAACGCUCGUCACCGUUGAAGAAGGCAUUUCUGAGUCUGCCAUCUUCAUCCAAUGCCGACACAAAGUAA
Cryptococcus wingfieldii CBS 7118 is the source of this 2550-nucleotide messenger RNA. RefSeq lists its product as hypothetical. NCBI's taxonomy places the organism in Eukaryota, Fungi, Basidiomycota, Tremellomycetes, Tremellales, Cryptococcaceae. Bases 1 to 2550 code for a protein of 849 amino acids. The record is from RefSeq and is a predicted model, not a curated record. The transcript has 5 exons.